Messenger RNA from Pygocentrus nattereri (red-bellied piranha), 1861 nucleotides. RefSeq names its product thiamine triphosphatase (gene thtpa). Gene Ontology annotation, molecular function: magnesium ion binding; thiamine triphosphate phosphatase activity. Gene Ontology annotation, biological process: dephosphorylation; thiamine diphosphate metabolic process. The transcript is spliced from 4 exons. The record is from RefSeq and is a predicted model, not a curated record. Bases 175 to 855 code for a protein of 226 amino acids. NCBI's taxonomy places the organism in Eukaryota, Metazoa, Chordata, Actinopteri, Characiformes, Serrasalmidae.
AAACAUGCCUGAGCAGAAAGUGCGCUGCGCCGAGUUACUCAGAUUCUCUCCGGCUUUACUGCAGUGACACGCGGCCCGUCACGCUGGAGCCGAACCUCCAGCCCCCUUCAUUCACAUAACAGGCAGGAGGAAAACCGAGCGAAGCACAGGGAGUUCUGGGUUUAGUGCUUCAGAAUGGCUGUAGAGGUGGAGAGGAAGUUUGUGUGCGAGGCAGACAUCCAGGAGAAGCUGAAGGAUAUUAGAGCUGAAUGUAUUGGUCAGUACCACUUUAAAGACCAGUAUUAUGACUCGACUGAUUUCACUCUAACAAUGGAAGAUUUCUGGCUGCGGAGACGAGAGGGAUCCUGGGAGCUAAAAUGUCCAGCAGCCUCAAGAACAAAUCCAGAGAAGAAAGCAGAGGCACUGUGUACAAAUUACAGAGAGGUUACAGAUCUACAUCAGAUUAAGAUUGAAGUGAUGAAGGUUAUGAAACACUGCACAGGAGCUUCUGAAGACUCCUCAGAAAGGGAACAGAUGGACGCUAAUGCAGAAGAUGAUAGCUGGCUGCAGGAUUUGAAGCUGGUUUGCUUUGCAGAAUACACAACGCUACGAUGCUCUUACAUGCUGGAGAGCGACGGAGGGGAAGGAAGAGUGCGAGUGGAUCUGGAUCAGGCUGAUUUUGGUUAUUGUGUGGGAGAAAUAGAAGUUUUAGUUUCGGAAGGAGACGACAUGCAGUCCGCACAGCAGAGGAUUCAAAAGACAGCUGAAAAAUUAGGUCUUGGUGGUGAGAAGAAGAUUCAGGGGAAGAUGGACGUGUAUCUCCAGCGUUAUCGCCCAGAGCACUAUGCAAAGCUACUUAGUGCUCAUGUCUUAUGAAAGAAUGUUUGUUUCAUUACUUUAACAACAGAAGUAGAGCAUGUUUACAUGCACUUAAUAAUCCAGAUAUUAUAGGAUCUCAGCAGUUAUCUGAGAUUAAAAGGGAACUAUUCUGCUCAUUUUCAAUUAUUAUAUAUAUAUAUAUAUAUAGUUGUUGUUUCAGUGUUCCAAAAACACGUCUAAUAAUGCUGUAUCUGAAACGCUUUGUUAGGGUGCUGGUGUCAUUAUGCCCUUCCUCCCGAUGAGCCCAUUGUGCUCUGACAGGUCGGCUCGCCCACCUUGUUCUGACUGGUGAACUGCUGUCUGGAGACCAAGACAUGCAGAGAACAGAGAGGCAAACAGGAGCAGCAGGGAUGAAGCAUCCACUUUGAGUGCAUUCACACAAAAUCCUUCCCACAGGAUUGUGCAGAAGAUGUUAGAACAUAACUGCUGUGAAACAAUCAGGAAAUAAAGUUUUACUUCUCUGAUUCACUGAAGGCACCCUUCGUUCUUACCAAGCAGCCAUUGAAGAGAACCGGAUUGUUCAUGAACAUAACAUCACUAGCAGACAGACCCUUUUCUCCAAACAGCUGUAAACAUUAGUGUGGCUGUUGCUUCUGCCACAUCAGUUUGAGCCAGUGCCCAAUCCUGAAGGUCAGGUCAGCAUCUUCUCGACACACUACAAAACUGAACAAACUCUUCUCAGCCUACAGUAGAUGCUGUAUGUGGGGUGAGGGCAUGCCAAGCUUGCCAGCAGGUGGGCAAUAACGACUGUGUUACGAGGUGAGAUCACCUUGUAACAGAGGAAAGGGCUGGAAUUCCAACAAGGCGUUUCAGGCAGCUGAGAAAAGUGGUUCCUGUGGGAGAGAGUUAGUCCCUGUGGCUUGUAUUAGGGUUUUUAACCUUUAAACUUUAAGACCUAGAAAUCUAGCUAGAUUUUAGCACAAUCUUGUUUUUCAGCAUAUGUAUACCCUUACUCUGAUUUAUUUCUGUUUAAAGAACUAAAAUAAAGCACUAUUUAGAGCAA